GCGGAGGCGGCGGCGGCAGCGGCAUCAGCACCACCAGCAUCAGCAUCAGCAUCUUCUGGGCUCCCCGCCUUGGUCCCGCUCAAUCCCCUCGGAGGCAGCAGCAGGAGCAGCCUCACCGUCUGGACGGCCCUUUCCUGCGCCGCGUCCAUCGCCUCUCCCGCUCGGGGGCCGGGCGGGGCUGGUGGGAGAGGCGGCUCGGGAGGCGUCCACCUGGGCUCCUUCCUCCGUGGCUGCCUCUCCGGGGCUCUGCGUGGCUCGCCCUCCUCGCCGCCGACGGAUGCCCGAAGGUGCCGCAUUGCCUGGCGGAGCUCUUCCUGCUCGGCUGGAAGGGACUCCUCGCCUCGCCCCCCCCCCCCACUCUCUCCCUCUCUCUCCAUCUUUCUUGUUUUGGCCAGGCCACGGCACCCCCCCGCGCCCCACCAGCGAGGCGGAGGUGAGGCACCCAGAAGGUCGGCAACCCUCCCGGCGUCGGUCUUCCUUGUGCUCCUCCUUCACCUCAUUCCUGCUCUAGGACGGAAAAAUCCAUCCCAAGCUAUAUAGGGCUCAAAAAAAAUUCCCACAAACCAAGAAGUGGAGGUAGGAAAAGGAGCCCCGUUUUCCCCAAAUUGCUAAUUCCAAAAUACAGAGCCUGGUGGGAAGAAGGGGUUGCUUUGGGUUGCUUUAAAUAGAUCCCCACUUGUAUUUGCUGGUCUAUGUAACCAUAUAUAAUCUGUUGCAGGAGCAUCCAGAGUGAGAUCAUUGCUUUGCAGAGCACUCUGUGGGUUAAAAGAUAGAGGGAAAAUCUAGUAUCUAUGAACAUCAUCCCAAUCUAGGGGGAGAAAUAUUGCUGCCUGGCUCUCAGGCCUUGUUUUCCGCCCCUAGAGAACAUCCCAUACAGAUUGGGGGGUCUUUUAUUUUCCCUGGAUCUCAUCCGAAAGGGACAAUACAGUGUGAGUGAAAGUCUUUUCGCUCACCCCCCCCCCCCCAUUUCUUGCGUGGGGUUCGCAAAGCUAUUAACUCAGCUUCCUUGGGCCCUGCCAGGGCCAUUAUUUCUGCCAGCUGGCAGCAGGAGAAUAAAGCAAAUUUCCGCCAGCCAUAGUUUUUACAGCUGCUUCAAGCAGUUAACAAGUGCAGGGAGGUUGGGACCAGAUGCUUAGUGGGGUCACCAAAGAAUUGGCCUGAGCAAGAUGCAAAGGGCAAAUGGGAACUGAGCAAGGCUUACCUAUUGAACGCUGCUGCCAGAUAUUUGUGUCGGAGAGAUUCAUGCCUUAAGGCAAAGGACCACCAGGCAUUUUGGAUUCUUUUUUGAAAAGGUGGAGUCUGCUUUUUCCCUCCCUCCUGGAAAAGCAAAGGAUCUAUUUUCCCUGUUGUUGUUUUUAAGAAACCAGAGCUUCAAGAUUUUCUGGCAGAUUUGGCUUUGGAUCCCUUUGUACAGACCAGAAGAGCAGAAGCAGUGGUACAGGACAGGGGGGCACAAUGACUCAUUUGCAGGCAGGUCUGUCUCCGGAGACGCUGGAAAAAGCCCGGUUGGAAUUGAACGAAAACCCAGACACUUUGCACCAGGACAUCCAGGAGGUACGGGACAUGGUGAUCACUCGGCCAGACAUUGGCUUUCUGCGCACGGACGAUGCUUUCAUCCUCCGCUUUCUUCGGGCUAGAAAGUUCCAGCACUUUGAGGCUUUCCGCUUGCUGGCCCAGUACUUUGAGUACCGUCAGCAGAACCUGGAUAUGUUCAAGAGCUUCAAAGCCACUGACCCAGGCAUCAAGCAGGCACUCAAGGAUGGCUUCCCCGGAGGGUUGGCCAACCUUGAUCAUUACGGCAGGAAGAUCCUGGUCCUAUUUGCGGCCAACUGGGACCAAAGCAGGUACACACUGGUAGAUAUUUUGCGUGCCAUACUUCUUUCCUUGGAAGCCAUGAUAGAGGAUCCAGAACUUCAAGUAAAUGGAUUUGUUUUGAUUAUAGACUGGAGCAACUUCACUUUCAAACAGGCUUCUAAACUGACACCAAGUAUGCUUCGAUUAGCCAUUGAAGGUCUUCAGGACAGUUUUCCGGCUCGCUUUGGAGGAAUUCAUUUUGUCAAUCAACCAUGGUACAUCCAUGCCCUCUACACAGUGAUACGGCCUUUUUUAAAGGAAAAGACAAGGAAAAGGAUAUUUCUCCAUGGAAAUAACCUCAACAGUCUGCACCAGCUUAUUCAUCCUGAGAUUCUGCCUUCUGAAUUUGGAGGAAUGCUGCCCCCUUACGAUAUGGGUACAUGGGCACGAACACUGCUAGAUCAUGAAUAUGAUGAUGACAGUGAAUAUAAUGUGGAUUCCUACAACACUUGUGCAAAAGAAGUUGAAAAGGACCUAUCUCCCAAAUCCAUGAAGAGGUCUCAGUCAGUUGUGGACCCUGGAGUGUUAAAGCGUGUGGAUAAAAGCGAAGAGGAAAACAUGCAGCCAUUGCUUUCACUUGACUAACAAUGCCUGAGCAUCGAACAUGAAUUGGGGUGGAAGGUAUUGCCUUUCAGCAACAAGCAAAUCAUUGGGAGAGAAUCAGUACCAGCUGGAAUCCUGUUUUCAUGUUAAUGUAGCAUAAUGUAAUGAGGCAGCAGGUUUUGCCAGUCAUCCUGGAACAUGGCUGCCCAGGGCUGGAAAACAGGGUGGGGAAAAAGAAAAGGAAAAGAUAUCAAUAAUAUAUUCUGUAAGUGCCAACCUGUUUGUAAAUAGAGUCUGUUCCUUCUCUCUGCAUUUGUAAGUAAUGGUAUGGAUGUAGUGUGGGGGAAAAAUAGAGUGACUAUUAAAAUAUGCCAGUUGAAUGCACUGUAAAAGAACAGAUAGUAUUCAGAUAAAAUAAACAAGAAUAUGUAAGUAGCUUUCAUCCUUUUUAUACAAAGCUAUAUGACAGUUUCAUACUUUCCAUAGUUUAACAAUAGACAUUGUAUAUGGUGUGAUAUUUCCAGUCUUAUAAGGUGGUAUUUCAUAGACAUUGCUAUGGUUUGCAGUUUGCAUUAUUUUUUGUAAAGAACAUUUUAGUAGCAGGAAGCCAAGCACCAUCCCUAGGUUUAUGAGAUAUAUCUGAUUUUUAAUAUGUUCACACCAACUAUGGAUUUAAGUGCUCUCUGGGUCCUGACCAAUUAGUUGGGCUUCAAAAUGUCCGCCUCACACUUUGUUCAUGUCUCAGAACUUUCCUUCUUAUGUGGAACAUACUCAGUAAUGCUCUGCUAUUAAUUCAUAAUAGUUAGCAGCAACAGACUGAUGCAUCAUUUCUAAAACUUCUGAAACUGAAGUCUGAAUACAUAUCUCUAUAUUUUUACCAGUCUCUACGUAUAAAGUGUCAUUGGUAGAUGAGUAUAUUUAAUCAAGGAUUUAUAAAAACAAAAAUAUCAUACCUAUUUGGUGUGCCUAGAGUUUAUUAUAGAUUGUAUAUUAAGCCAAUGUCGUUGUUAUCAUAGUAAAUGAUUUAAGUACAGCACCCUACUUCAGGCAAAAUUUAAUUAUUGUUAAGUAUGUAGUACAAUACCAUGUUGAGGUCACUUUUUGUUUUGUGGUGUAAAUGUGUAGAUGAAAUAUGUGCCAUAUUAGACAUGAAAUACAUUUUACCUCAAAAGACCAAACUGUCUCCAAAGUGGACUGUACAUGGUCAGCUGUAGUUUAGGGGAUAUGUUUUCAUCUUUGAUGUGUGCUGAUAUGCAUGUCUAUUUCUGCUGAACAUCAAGGCAAGAAUGUGUCCUAUAACUAUCCAAACCUCUUUAAUCAGGAUUUAAUAUUCCAUUUGAACAAAAAUAACAUGUACUUUUGCUUGUAAUAACCAAAAUUGAAUGUCUUAACUCUUAUGGGCUCUGAAGAAAUGUAUCAGAAUCAGUUAGGGGAUAUUUGUGACCAGAAAUGGAUUGGCAUCCUACAGCCUAUUGAAAAUCUUCAGAGGCUUUUAGUUUCAAGAAAGGAGAAUGAAAUGACUCGCUUAUUUUAUCACAUUCCUGCCAUCCAGAGAUUUAUGAGUUCUUGAAAAAGGAGGUCCCAUUGUUCCUGCAUUGUCCUUGUAGAAUUUACAUGGUCAUUCUCUCCAGUCACCGUAAGCUUAACACCAUUCUACCCAGAAAACCUCCGAACUUCGAAAUUUUGGAAGCUAAAAAAAGGUUGGAUCUGGUUAGGGGACACCCGGGUAGGGCUCAGAAAGAAUCAUACCUGAAAUCCUGGAGAGCUAUUGCUGUCCGAUAGACCAAUGAUCUGACUCCAGUACAAGGUAGUUCCCUAGAUUUCUGUGUGCUAUUAUUGUUUACCGUAGCUUAUUCUUAUGGUAAUAUGGGGACUGUAGUGUUACGUAGAUCAUUUUAUAUGUGUUUGAAUGCUAAUUUAAGAGAUUCUUAUUUAUUCUUAAUUCCUCUUUCUCUAGUUUCCAUUUUGUCAUUGUGUCCUUUGAGGGCUAGAACAUUCACCUGGUUACAUUAUUAAACUAUUCAUCAAUCUAAUAGCAAUGAGCUACUACAUACAGCGUCUCUCAAAUAGACUUCUGUUUGUGAGUGUGGCUUCUACCUCCUUCUGACAAUCCCAUACCAUCACCAGAUCUGCUCUGGAAGAUCUCCCAAACUGAGGAGCAUGCAUGGCACUGCUGAGCAGAAGGAGAAUCUACUCCACCAGCUACUGCUUGCAGAUGCAGAUAGUCACCCCCAACUAUAACCUAUUGUGAACAACCAAUUAUAUAUCAAAGCAGAAAGACACCAGAGUUAGAAACAUUCCGACCAUGGGAACACUAACCCAAACUGUUACAUUGUUAUCAGGGAUGGCUUUUAAUUGGGAAUAAUGCCUAAAGAUUUCGAGUUAAAACAAUGAUUACAUCUUAAGUGAUGAAGUGUCUUCCUGUGGCUUCCCUUAGGACUGUUUUAUAGCAUGUCCUGCAACAGGUAACAUUAGACGAUCUAAGCUCUUUGUGAUGCACUUGUAUGAUACAUGCUUUCACACCAACUUCACAUUCAUACUGCACAUUAGUGAGUAUGCACUAAAAAGAAAAUCCAUGCAAAUAUGAUGGGGCUAUGAAGAUAUCAUGUUCUUGGCUCUUGUUGGACAAUAACCUGUCUCAGCAUGUUGCUAGAAAUACAACUGAAACCCAUUCACCACAUUGAUACAAAUACUGCAUGUCUCUAACUUAGCAUGUGUGACUCACAUGAUUGACUAGGAAGUGAUUUCAAUAAGUAUUUGCUAUUGUACACUGAAAAAUCCCAAAAGCUUAGAAGUCUUCAAUACAGGGCUACUAUUUUCCAUCAUGGUGUCAUUAGAAUGAGAAUGCUGUGGGAUAUUUGGAAUCCGUAUGCCAUAAAUUGAUAGGGUAAUGAAAUUGUGCUAUAAUCUAUUUGGAGAAAUUGCCACAUAUUUUUGGCUUUACAAUGGAUCAACAUAGAUAGAUGCAUUCGUUUUCACCUCCAGCAAUACUAACAGUAACAAUUUUUUUUCCGUGUCAGGAGCGACUUGAGAAACUGCAAGUCGCUUCUGGUGUGAGAGAAUUGGCCGUCUGCAAGGACGGUGCCUAGGGGACACCCGGAUGUUUUGAUGUUUUUAUCAUCCUUGUGGGAGGCUUCUCUCAUGUCCCCGCAUGGAGCCGGAGCUGAUAGAGGGAGCUCAUCCGCACUCUCCCCGGGUGGGAUUCGAACCUGGCAGCUUUCAGAUCAGCAACCAGCAGUAACAAUGACAAUAUGCUGAGUUAUACAUAAGUAUUAAAUUUGCCCUUUUCCCUGUCUGUCUGUCUGUCUGUUGGAAGAAAAACGCAAGAGUUCAAAAUAUCCCUAUGUAAUCACCACUUAUAAAGAUAUCAGCCUACCUGUUUCAUUGUCUCUUUAGAGUGAAUUGCCAACAUGUAUACUUCAUGCCUGGGAAAUUAUAAUUGCCAAAUGAACGUCAAAAUAGGGUGCCAUGUUGUGGCAAAUCAGAACUGGAUUGUGUUGAUUUGAUUAAAGAGUAGUGGAUGAAUGUUUCUUCUGUUGGUCCUUGGGGGAAGGGGUGGGUGGGUGGUUGGGUGUGUUAGGAAGUUUGGCUAGAUGGCCUUUUAAUCCUUUCAAACUGUCAUAUGGAAGCUGUCAUGCCCACAUGGAGCUCCAGGAACACUUUUCUUUCUCCACAACACAGACAUAUUUUGAACUGUCAUUUUCAUUUUGUCUUCAUGCUGCUAGACUGGCUGAGCUAUAGUUGAAGGACCUGAACUGGCUGAAUGGGGGAGUGAACUCUCUCCACAAAAAGCUGGAAGUACUGUCCUUUCAGUAGGGCAGUAUGUAUAUUAAUUCUCAAUCCCUUUACAUUUUAAUCUUUGUUCAUCUACAGAUUGGAAAGAAAUUUUCAUUUGAUAAGUACUGAACUCAAUUCUCUAUAUCUCUAAGGCUUGCCCCACUCAUAAUCCCAAAUAUGUACAAUGUAGGUAAAAUAGAUCAGAGGCUUGGUGUGGCAAUGUUGCUUAUUGGACCUACUGGCCACAGAAAAGCAGAGGCCAAGCUCUGAGUCAAGGUUUUCUUGGUUUGAUUACUCUUGUUCAUAACAAUAAAGGAUUGGGGAUUUCCCCCCUGAAGUAGAGUGUCAGAACUAAUUUUUCUGGUGUUAACAUGUUCCUUAUUUAAACUUCAGUAAAGUCAGUAGUGAUUAAACCAGGCUUGACAGUUUCCAAGUAUCUGGAGACAGAGCCAUGGCUCAUAUGGCUUUAUUAAUUUCACUUUACAAAAGCUGAAAGCUUGUGUCCCUGUGUUUCAUUUAAAUCCCUUUGUAAAAGUAAUUAUUCUUAGAAUCUUUAUCAAACUUUGUGAAAGAAAAAUCAGUAUGUCAAGUCAUGACACCUCUGUUCAAUGAAGGACUUGCUUUUGUUUUAUUUUUGCAUUUGAAUUCUUGCCUGUGUGUGUGCCCUUAACUGCAGUUUAUGAAAUGCCUUCUGAUGUUUAAUUCAUGUAUGGCUAUAAUAAGCAUUCAGGUAGUCUUCUUAGGAGGUGGUGAUUUUACAUUAUUCACCAUCCAUAGUUCAGUAAGAACAAACUAAGAUAUUUGAAAGGAAGAAGACUCACAGCAGAAUGUCUGGUUUUCUGAGAAUAUCAGCAAAUUCUCAUUAAUUUCUGCUGCUAGGUAAGGAUAUAGUAGUAGGAGAUGAUUUAAUUGGUUCAAUUUGAACAUAUGCAUUGCUUUUCACAAUUUAAGAACAUUCCCAACACCAUCAGAAAAAAGUGCAAUACAAGAAACUUAGCCUUUUUCUUUGGUGACUGUGGUAUUAGUUGAUCCUUCUGAGUUCGGCUCCCAAAGUACAUUGGAAAUUUUUCCAUAUUUGUUUUUGCCUAGCAGAAGUAUUCAGCUUUUCAGGUAUUACAGAAAACUUUUGGUGUCUACUCAUGUGUUCUUACUUUUUUCCCUCAGUAUGGAAAACCUUCAGGUCUUACUACCUCUACACAUGGGGCAUUUUUGCCCAGUUUUGCUGCUUUGUUGCGUGGCAAGGAUGGGGCCUGACAUGCACCAUCAUAUGACACAUGGCAGGAGUGGAAGCUCCAAAAAGUGCUUCUUCCUCCACCACGGGGAGGAAAGUGUGGGUAGCUCUGACAGAGCUAUCCACACUUUCCUCCCCUUUCCUCUGUAUAAUGGGGCAAUGCAUGUUGCUGCCCUUUCUCCCAUCUAAUGGGGGAAGGAGGGAGGGCGCGCGGAGCACCACAAGCCACCCACACGCCUUCCUUUUUACCAGUGAUGUCCAGUGCAACAGCAUGGCCCAAAAGGGCAGUGUGAAGAGGUCCUUAGUCUGAAGUUUAAAGGAAAUAUGUCUGUAAGUGCCUUCAAGUUGCCUGAUGACUUUUGGCAACCUCAUGAAUUUCAUAGGGUUUUCUUAGGCAAGGAAUAUGCAGUGGUGAUAUGCCAGUUCCUUUAUCUGAAAUAUAGCUAACAGCACCUGAAAUUCAUUGCCAAUCUCCCAUCCUGCUUAUUCUUACAAGAUUACCUAGAACUUGAUGCUUUUAACGUAUUUAGGUCCUACCCAAACCUAUGAGGAUAGCAUCCAGCACCUUGGAUAUCUCCCUUAAAGUUUGAACAAAACUCAGUGUGAACUCAUUGCAUAUGCAGUAGGAGCUUUUACUAUCCCUGACCCCUCCGUUUUUUAUAUUUGGUCUUUGCCCUUUAUUCUUUUUUAAAUCGUUUUCCUCUCCCCACAUUUCUACUCUCCCCUUUAUUCUUUCUUCACUUUUAUCAGUAGCAUGGUAUUUUUCUCUUCAUGUAGUUCCCUCCCUUAUCUAAAAGAUCUUAGGACAUUGUACAAUAAAAUCAAUAAAAUUAAAUUCCAUUAAAUAAAAUGGUUUUUAAAGACUGUAAUACAUUAAACAACAUUAAACAGUGAUAAUAGUUGUUGAUAAUAGAAAUAAUAAACUCCCUGUAAAGUGUUUAAAAAUAUAUAAAGCAGGAAUUAGAAAAACAAUAUAACAGAUAUAAAUGCUUUGAGUAUACAUAACUUAUAUAGGAGCGGAAUUGUGUGGUUUGUGGGCUGCAUGCUACCCUUUGGGAUGAGUCCAAUAUGAUCCUUGAGAACUCCAACAAGGCCCCACAAAACCUUAGCAUCCCAAAAGAAGGUCAAAUAUGCACUUAAAUAUUUUAAGGCUCCUCGAGGCUGUUAAAGGUCCCUGAUUCUCAAACUGUAAGAAGCCCUCUACUAAAGGUGGCCUAAUGUCACUUCUGGUCACCCAAGAUGUUGAGCAUAGUGUUCCAGUGCAGGACUCCAAAUGUCUUAAGGCUCUAGAUCAAUGAUUCCCAGGCCUUAUGCUAUGGGAACUAAGUUUGGUGAGUACUUGGAUGAAUUGAAAAUGUCUCUAGAACAGUGCUUCUUAAACUGUCUGAUGUUUGGGACCUGCAGGGUAUUCCCCCCCGCCCUCCCCAAGUGUGCCAGGAACUGGCACCAUAUUUGUGUUCAUUCCUGAACAUUUCCUGUGAGUUAGAAACCAAGUGGUUGACAAAACCCGCUUGUUAACCUCUCUGAUGUGGUAGACUGCUUUUUUCACCUCUCAAUGUGCCUCAGGCAGACACCAUGUUUAACUACAGCUGUUUCAUGCUGUCCUGGAAAUUUGCCAAUGGCUCACAGACUGGCAUUAGUGCGUAGAACAUGACUUGGAGUAGCACUGCCCUGGAGCAUGAACCAUUCAUGUGCCAAUAUUUUUCCAGAAAGACAUGACCACAGGGAUAAUGUGAGACUAGAGCUACUAGGCAUUCCUUCAAAAGAGGAGUUGGUUUUGUAAGCAGUUCACUUUCCUUUUUUAAGAUUAGUUAGAACCACAGAGUCAUGAAUCUAUGGAAUGCUUUGUACCAAUAUCACUUUUCACCAAGAGAUGUGGCAUAACUUAGGAGGAUAAUAUGGAGCCUAAUGUGCUGCCAUUGAAUCAGGAGUAUUUGUAGUUGUAUUACCAUUUUAAGAUGGAGGAUAUAAAUAAGAAGCCUAAAGAUUUCUCAACUGUUAUUGCCAAUAACACAUCAACACACAAAAUUAUUUUUAAGGUGGUAGAGAAGUUUGUUUUUCUACCUCCUGAAGUUACUCCUAAGUGAUAAGGCAGAAUGUUAAUAUCCUGGCAAAUGACUUAGAUUUUUAGAUCAUAAGAAAUAUUGAGAAUUGACCCAUCAUAUAAGAAUGGUGAAGACUUUUCAGCACAUGAAAACAAAAGAGAUUUUAAGAUAACCCAUGGCAACAUAUUUUUCUGUCCAAAAACAAAUGCAAAGCUCAAUGAGGAAAUGUUUUUAGAGACAGCAUUGACUGAGGGCUUGUUUAUAUCAAUGGCUAAUUUACAGGAACAGGAGGAGGGUAGAAGAUUACAAAGAGCAAUGGAUUUUAUUUUGUUUUUGUCUCCCAGUGUUUUCAGCAUUUCACUUUAUUUUUUAUGAUACUUUCGUGUUACCUGGUUAUCAAUAGUAUUUAUUGUGUAUGGUUUAGGAUGAGGAUAAAAUUGAAAAUAAAUUAUGUUGAAAUUAUGUAGAAGGUUGUGCAGUCAUGUUACCAACAGCUGCAAGUGUUGGAUUUGAAUGGGGAAAAUAAUUACUCUUUUUAAAAAUAUGAAAUCAAAUUCUGGGUCAUAAAUUCAAAGGAAAAAAGGGAAUAUGGAGUCAUUGUGGCAUAUGUAUAUAUAUUUAUACCAGGCCUGGGCAAACUUCAACCCUCCAGGUGUUUUGGAUUUCAACUCCCACAAUUCUUAACAGCUGGUAAGCUGGCUGGGAUUUCUGUGAAUUGAGGACCUAAGUUCGUCCAUACCUGCUAUAUAUGGUGUUCUUAAAAAUCUGUUUUCAAAUGAAGGAGGGCCCAAAUCUCCAUGUUAAAUUCUGAUAAGGUGAAGUUAGCAUGUAAUGACAUUAAUUUUCCAAAUUUCACAUGGGGGAUUUUCUUAUGAAAUGUACACCCUGUGAAAAAUCUCAAAAAAUCCUGUCUCACUUUAUGUCAGUCAUCUUGUGAUGAAUAUAUGUAAGAACUGACCCUAAACCAUGGUGCUGAUAAAAGAGAUAGAGGGGAGAGGGGUCUUUUUCUUUUCUUGUUGACUGUCAUGACUGGAAAGCGCUAUUAUUUAAUGUACUACAUUUGUGCCAAACCUGAUCAGUAUAUGUACAUGGAACAAUAUGUCUCACAUUCAUUGUACACGACUCUUUGAAAAGUUGUAACAAACCUUUUCACUGUUUAUAUGAACAAUAUAUAUAUAUAUAUAUAUUUGAACAAAAAUAAACAAUUGAAGCUA
This is a messenger RNA of Anolis carolinensis (green anole), 10664 nucleotides long. It is a transcript of the gene clvs2, whose product is annotated as clavesin 2. Gene Ontology annotation, cellular component: trans-Golgi network; membrane; clathrin-coated vesicle. The record is from RefSeq and is a predicted model, not a curated record. Lineage: Eukaryota; Metazoa; Chordata; Lepidosauria; Squamata; Anolidae. Gene Ontology annotation, biological process: lysosome organization. The transcript has 5 exons. Bases 1456 to 2439 code for a protein of 327 amino acids. Gene Ontology annotation, molecular function: phosphatidylinositol bisphosphate binding.